Molecule: messenger RNA, 6972 nt
Organism: Myxocyprinus asiaticus (Chinese sucker)
Lineage: Eukaryota; Metazoa; Chordata; Actinopteri; Cypriniformes; Catostomidae
Product: dedicator of cytokinesis protein 7
Exons: 52
Coding region: 81-6530 (2149 amino acids)
Biological process (GO): positive regulation of GTPase activity; small GTPase-mediated signal transduction; axonogenesis
Molecular function (GO): guanyl-nucleotide exchange factor activity
Source: RefSeq, a predicted model, not a curated record
GGGGCUUGUCGGAAUACGGGUGCGGACGGAACAUCGCUGCUGGAGCGCUGGAGUUCUUCGAGCACCCAGCGGCUACAGUCAUGGCUGAACGCCGCGCCUUUGCCCAGAAAAUCAGCAGGACUGUAGCAGCUGAGGUCAGGAAGCAGAUUGCUGGUCAGUAUGGAGGUUCCCCUCAGCUUCUCAAAAACCUCAGUGUGGGUGGACAUGCAACUAGCAACUCUAUUCCCUUGACAGAAGCUGUAGAGCCGGUGGAUUUUGAAGAGUAUUUGAUCACACAUCCACCCAUUAUUGAGUCAGGACCUCUGAGAGAUCUGAUUGAGUUUCCUCCGGAUGACAUUGAAGUGAUUUACACUCCAAGAGAGUGCCGAACCCUUGGCCAGGCUGUACCCGAGGAGGGUGACAGUGACUCGCACGUCAGAGACUGCAUCCGAUCAUACACUGAGGACUGGGCCGUUGUUAACCGCAAGUACCACAAGUUGGGCACGGCAUUUAACCCCAAUACUUUGGAUAAGCAGAAGGAGAGGCAGAGAGGUUUACCAAAGCAGGUUUUUGAGUCUGACGAAUUGCCAGAUCACAGCAACUAUCAGGAUGAUCAGGAUGAUCUAAAGCGAAGGUCCAUGUCAAUAGAUGACACUCCACGCGGCAGCUGGGCCUGUAGUAUAUUUGACCUGAAGAACUCUCAGCCUGACGCUCUGCUGCCCCACCUUCUGGAUCGAGUACCCAACGAGGAGAUCGAUCGACACAAUGAGGACCUUCGCAAGUCAAACCGCCAUCGAGAACUCUUUGCACUGCAUCCUGCUCUGGAUGAGGAAGAGCCAAUUGAGCGCCACUGUGUGCCUGAUGUUCCUAAAGAGCAUUUUGGCCAGAGGCUUCUUGUCAAGUGUUUGUCCUUGAAGUUUGAGAUAGAAAUUGAGCCAAUAUUUGCAAGUUUGGCCUUGUAUGAUGUCAAGGAAAAGAAAAAGAUAUCAGAGAACUUUUACUUUGACUUGAACUCAGAGCAAAUAAAAGCCAUGCUGCGGCCACACAUCCCGUCAGCUGCUAUUUCUACCCUGGCCCGCUCCGCCAUAUUCUCCAUCACCUACCCCUCCCAAGAUGUCUUCCUUGUCAUCAAGCUUGAGAAGGUGCUACAGCAGGGAGAUAUUGGAGAGUGUGCAGAGCCUUACAUGGUCUUUAAAGAAUCUGAUGCUGCCAAAAAUAAGGAGAAGCUUGAGAAGUUGCGCAGUCAGUCAGAACAGUUCAGCCAGCGACUGGGGCGCUACCGGAUGCCCUUUGCCUGGACGGCCAUACACCUCAUGAAUAUAGUGAACAGUGCAGGCAGUCUGGAGAGAGACACAGAACUUGAGAUUGGGCUGUCAGAGCGCAAAGGCUCGUGGUCAGAGCGGAGAAACUCAAAUAUGGGGGGGCGCCGCUCUCUGGAGAGGACCACCAGUGGAGAUGAGUCGUGCAGUCUGACCAGUUUCAGACCUGCCACCCUGACAGUCACCAACUUCUUCAAACAGGAGGGAGAUCGGCUCAGCGAUGAAGACCUCUACAAGUUCUUAGCUGACAUGCGGCGUCCAUCCUCUGUGCUGCGUAGACUGAGGCCCAUCACAGCCCAGUUGAAGAUCGACAUCUCUCCAGCCCCUGAGAACCCUCACUAUUGCCUGACCCCCGAGCUGCUCCAAGUUAAGCCUUAUCCAGACAGCCGAGUGCGGCCAACAAAAGAGAUCCUGGAGUUCCCCGCCAGGGACGUCUAUGUGCCCAACACCACAUACAGGAACCUCCUGUAUGUGAACCCACAGAGCCUGAACUUUGCCAAUCGUCAAGGCUCUGCACGCAACAUUACAGUGAAAGUACAGUUCAUGAAUGGAGAAGAUCCCAGCAAUGCUAUGCCUGUUAUCUACGGUAAAUCCAGCUGUGCGGAAUAUUCCAAAGAGGCGUACACUGCUGUAGUCUAUCAUAAUCGUUCACCAGAUUUCCAUGAUGAAGUUAAAAUCAAGCUACCAGCCUCGCUGACCGACCACCAUCACAUCCUCUUCACUUUCUACCACGUCAGUUGUCAACAGAAACAGAACACUCCACUGGAGACGCCUGUUGGAUACACGUGGAUUCCUAUGCUGCAGAGUGGACGCUUGAGGACGGGUAAUUUCUGCCUGCCAGUGUCUCUGGAGAAACCUCCUCAGUCCUACUCUGUUCUCUCUCCUGAUGUUCCUCUUCCUGGCAUGAAAUGGGUGGAUAACCACAGAGGGGUUUUCAAUGUUGAAGUUGUGGCUGUAUCCACCAUCCACACACAGGACCAAUAUUUAGAUAAGUUCUUUGCUCUGGUGCAUGCUCUGGAUGAGCACAUGUUCCCAGUCAGGAUAGGAGACAUGCGCAUUAUGGAGAAUAAUCUUGAGGCUGAGUUGAAGUCCAGUAUUGCAGCUUUGAAUUCCUCUCAGCUAGAGCCUGUGGUGCGCUUCCUCCACCUACUGCUGGACAAACUGGUGCUGCUGAUGGUGCGGCCACCUGUUAUAGCUGGCCAGAUAGUGAAUCUUGGCCAGGCCUCUUUUGAAGUGAUGGCAUCCAUAGUGAACCGGCUACAUAAGUACUUGGACACCAGUCAGGAUAUGCACGGUCGAAACAGCCUCCUCUCCUCAUAUAUACACUAUGUCUUCCGCCUGCCCAACAUGGAUCCUAACUCUCCAUCUCCAGGUCCGGGAGGAUUGGGUGGCUCGGUGCAUUAUGCCACCAUGGCCCGUUCUGCAGUUAGACCCGCAAGCCUCAAUCUCAACCGCUCUCGUAGCCUUAGCAAUAGUAACCCAGACAUCUCUGGCACUCCAACCUCACCAGAUGAUGAAGUACGCUCCAUCAUCGGCAGUAAGGGCUUAGAUCGCUCCAACUCUUGGGUGCAUACCAUGGGGUGCAAAAGCGCCCCCUGGGGGACCAGCCCUGGCUCAACAGCAGAUGCUAAGCAGGCCAUGGAGCGCAGUGGCAAACGCAUGUCAUCGCACACUGAGAGCGCCAGUUUCUUACAAACAUUAACAGGACGCUUGCCGACCAAAAAGCUCUUUCAUGAGGAGCUUGCCCUGCAGUGGGUUGUUAGCAGUGGCAGCGUGAGGGAGGGAGCUCUACAACAGGCCUGGUUCUUCUUUGAACUCAUGGUUAAAAGCAUCAUCCAUCACUUAUACUUUACUGAACGAUUGGAGUCUCCCAGGAAAAACCGCUUCCCCGAGCGCUUCAUGGAUGACAUCACCGCUCUGGUUAGCACCAUUGCAGGUGACAUUGUCUCACGUUUCCAGAAGGAUCUUGAAUUGGUGGAAAGGCUCAACACAAGCUUAGCCUUUUUUCUCAAUGACCUCCUGUCAGUCAUGGAUAGAGGCUUUGUCUUCACUCUUAUCAAAACUUAUUGGAAACAGGUGUCUACCAAGCUCUAUGCACUACAGAACCCCACUCUAGAGUCUCUGAGGCUGGACUUUCUGAGGAUCAUCUGCAGCCAUGAACACUAUGUCACUCUAAACCUGCCCUUUAGUCUACUUACACCCCCAGCCUCCCCAUCUCCUUCUGUCUCCUCUGCCACAUCUCAGAGUUCUAGUUUCUCUACCCAUGUGCAGGACCAAAAGAUAGCCAACAUGUUUGAGCUGUCUGUGCCCUUCAGAGAGCAGCAUUACCUCGCUGGUCUCGUUCUGACAGAGCUGGCUGUCAUUCUGGACCCUGAGGCUGAUGGGAUGUUUGGUCUCCAUAAGAAGGUCAUCAGCGUGGUCCAUAAUCUGCUCUCCAGUCAUGACUCUGAUCCGCGCUAUGCUGACCCUGAGGUCAAAGCCAGGGUUGCCCUGCUCUACCUGCCACUCAUAGGCAUUGUCAUGGAAACCCUUCCCCAACUCCAUGAUUUCACUGAAUCGCAUAAUCAGUGGGGUCGACCUGGUAGUGAGGAGCAGGAAGCUGAGGGCAACAGUAUGAUCAGCCAGACUGUUGCUAUGGCGAUAGCAGGGACCUCUGUUCCACAGAUGUCACGGCCUAGUAGUUUUAUGCUCAAUCCACAGGCCACUCGUCAGCAUGGUUCGUUCUCGGCUGAGUCCAGUCGCAGUCUGCUUAUCUGUCUGCUGUGGGUGCUGAAGAAUGCGGAUGAGAUGGUGCUUCAGAAGUGGUUCACAGACCUGUCUGUCUCCCAGCUCAACCGUCUGCUGGACCUGCUCUACCUCUGUGUCUCCUGCUUUGAAUACAAGGGGAAGAAGGCAUUUGAACGAAUGAACAGUCUAACCUUUAAGAAAUCUAAAGACAUGAAGGCAAAGCUGGAAGAAGCUAUCCUGGGCAGUAUUGGAGCCAGACAGGAGAUGGUGCGACGGAGCAGGGGACAGCUUGAGAGAAGUCCAUCAGGCAGUGCUUUUGGCAGUCAGGAGAAUCUGCGCUGGAGGAAGGACAUGACCCAUUGGCGUCAGACCAGCGAAAAGAUGGACAAGGGCCAGAAAUCAGUCAGGUUUAAGGGAACCCUACUGCGCAUUGGAAGGAGUCAGGACCCCUUCUUAGAUAGGACCAGGGCUGAGCUCGAGCAUGAAGCAAUAAUUGAUGGUAAUCUGGCAACUGAAGCUAAUCUCAUCAUAUUGGAUACGCUAGAAAUAAUAGUUCAGACAGUUUCAGUGACGGAGUCCAAAGAAAGCAUUCUGGGAGGCGUUCUAAAGGUCCUGCUACACAGUAUGGCAUGUAACCAAAGUGCCCUUUAUUUGCAACAUUGCUUUGCUACACAGAGAGCUCUUGUGUCCAAGUUUCCAGAGCUUCUGUUUGAAGAAGAGACAGAGCAGUGUGCUGACCUGUGCCUACGUCUCCUGAGAAACUGUAGCAGUAGCAUAAGCAGCAUCAGAGCCCACGCCAGCGCCUCUCUCUACCUCCUUAUGAGACAGAACUUUGAGAUUGGAAAUAACUUUGCUCGAGUGAAAAUGCAGGUGACUAUGUCACUUUCAUCCCUGGUGGGUACAUCCCAGAACUUCAAUGAGGAGUUUCUGCGCCGCUCGCUCAAGACUAUCCUUACUUAUGCAGAAGAAGACCUGGAGCUCAGAGAAACCACCUUUCCUGACCAGGUUCAAGACCUGGUGUUUAACCUGCACAUGAUUCUGUCAGACACAGUGAAAAUGAAGGAACAUCAAGAAGAUCCAGAAAUGCUGAUUGAUCUGAUGUACAGGAUUGCUAAGGGCUAUCAAACAUCCCCUGACCUACGUCUGACCUGGCUGCAGAAUAUGGCUGGGAAGCAUUCAGAGAGGAAUAACCAUGCAGAGGCAGCCCAGUGCUUAGUACACAGCGCCGCUCUAGUGGCUGAGUACCUCAGCAUGCUGGAGGACCGCAAGUACCUGCCUGUGGGCUGUGUCACAUUUCAGAAUAUUUCCUCAAAUGUGCUGGAGGAAUCAGCAGUAUCAGAUGACGUGGUGUCCCCAGACGAGGAGGGGAUCUGCUCGGGGAAGUACUUCACUGAAGCUGGCUUGGUUGGGUUGCUGGAACAGGCUGCAGCCUCCUUUUCUAUGGCUGGUAUGUAUGAAGCAGUGAACGAGGUGUACAAAGUACUCAUCCCUAUUCAUGAGGCCAACAGGGAUGCCAAGAAGCUGGCCACUAUUCAUGGUAAACUUCAGGAAGCCUUUGGCAAAAUUGUGCACCAGAGCACAGGCUGGGAGCGAAUGUUUGGCACCUAUUUCAGAGUUGGAUUUUAUGGUUCUAAGUUUGGUGACUUGGAUGAGCAGGAGUAUGUGUACAAAGAGCCAGCUAUCACCAAACUGGCAGAAAUCUCACAUCGGCUUGAGAGUUUCUAUGGUGAAAGAUUUGGUGAGGAUCAAGUGGAAGUCAUUAAAGAUUCAAAUCCAGUCGACAAGUGUAAAUUGGACCCAAAUAAGGCCUUUAUUCAGAUUACAUAUGUUGAACCAUACUUUGACACAUAUGAAAUGAAGGACCGCAUCACAUAUUUUGAUAAGAACUACAACCUGCGGCGCUUUGUCUACUGCACGCCGUUCACACUCGAUGGAAGAGCUCACGGUGACCUGCACGAACAGUUUAAACGAAAGACCAUCCUCACUACCUCCCAUGCCUUCCCCUACAUCAAGACCCGCAUCAACAUCAUCCACAAAGAGGAGAUCAUCUCCACACCCAUUGAAGUAGCCAUUGAGGAUAUGCAGAAGAAGACUCAGGAGUUGGCCUUUGCCACUCACCAGGACCCAUCUGAUGCCAAAAUGCUGCAAAUGGUUUUGCAGGGUUCUGUUGGCACUACUGUUAACCAGGGCCCUCUUGAGGUCGCACAGGUGUUUCUGUCUGAGAUCCCAAGUGAUCCUAAACUGUACCGGCACCAUAAUAAACUACGAUUGUGCUUCAAAGACUUCACCAAAAGAUGUGAAGAUGCCCUUCGCAAAAAUAAGAGUCUGAUUGGACCAGACCAGAAAGAGUAUCAGAGGGAGCUGGAGAGGAACUACCACAGGCUGAAAGAAGCUCUGCAGCCUCUAAUUAACAGGAAGAUCCCACAGCUCUACAAACCUGUUUUACAGGUCAACUCACACAGAGACUCUUUUAGCAGAAUGAGCCUUCGCAAGCUAGAAGUGUGAAGACCAAGAAUAAAACAAGGACAAAUGCAAUUUUAUUUAUUUGUAUAUAUAUAUAUAUAUAUAUAUAUAUAUAUCAAUCCUCCUCGCAGUAUCAGUGUUUCUGCCAUGAAGUAAAACAGCUAAGUGUUGAUAAGUUUGGUACAUCAUUCCAAUUUUGUAUUGGUUUACAAAAUGGCCUGUUACAUGAUCAUGAGAACUGACGGUGAGCAAAUAAUGUGUCAAAUCUGUGUGCGCUUUUUUUUUUUUUUUUUACUUCAUCCCAGUGCAUUUUUUUUUUAAGUCAUGGUACAACUUUAAAAAGUUUAUUUAAUCCAAACAGAUUUUUUUUUUUUUUAGCAUUAUGUAGUUUUUAAUGUACUUUUGUUUACUUCAAAUAUUUUACUAAAUAAAUGCUCAUUCUGGUGUGCAAUGUGGUGUAAAAGAAAUUGUGCACCCAAAAACA